CUUCACCAUAAAACAAAACAACCCUUCCACAUUCAACAAUGGCCUCCCUUCAGCAGCCACACCACCAUUUCUCCUCAACCCCAAACUAAACCCAACAUGGGUGCCUAGCCAUACCUCUCAUCAAGCUCCACAACAGCUACCCACUAAUACUUUCUUUGUUAAAUAACAGGGUUGGGGGUUUCAAUCCGGUGAUGCUCGGAUUUCUCUGUGCGCGCCGGAAAACUUGGAUUCUCAGCUCCCUCUCGACUUUCUCCCACGGCCCCGCCGUGAUUCACCAGUCCCGGAUCGUCCAAACCCACCUGAUUCCGCACCAGAGCUUUUCCGGCGACACUCGCGGCCGCCACUAUCACAACCUCGCCUGCCAGCUAGGCUCAGCAUGCGGCGGCGGCGGCUCCGCGGCGUCCAUAUGGCACGCGAUUCUCCCCUCCAAGGGGCUUUGGCGGCGGCGGGAUCUCCGUCGUCCUGCGAUUCAUUACGAGCUUAAGGGCGAGGGGUCGUGGAAUGCUGCUCUCGAUGCUCGCCCGGCUCGCUGGCUUCACCGGCCGGAUUCGGCUUGGUUGCUUUUCGGAGUUUGCAACUGCCUGGCGCCGAUAGACUGGAGUAGUAUAACUAACUCAACCACCGAAGAUGAGCCGUCGUCCGACAACAACAGAAGUGAAGCCAGUGAUUCGAAAUCCGCGGUUAGUUCUAAUGAGAACGUGGAGAAGUCCUCUGCUUAUAGAGUUACAGGAGUGCUAGCCGAUGGUCGGUGUCUCUUCAGAGCGAUAGCACAUGUGGCUUGCUUGAGAAAUGGAGAGGAACCUCCUGAUGAAAACCGUCAGCGAGAGCUCGCUGAUGAAUUAAGAGCUCAGGUCGUCGAUGAGCUUUUAAAGAGGCGGGAGGAAUCUGAAUGGUACAUUGAAGGCAAUUUUGAUACAUAUGUGGAAAGAAUUCAACAACCUUAUGUUUGGGGAGGAGAACCUGAAUUGCUUAUGGCUUCUCAUGUUAAAAAGACACCAAUAUCAGUCUACAUGGUAGAUAGAAGCUCGGGUGGUUUGGUAAACAUAGCAAAAUAUGGUGAAGAGUAUGGGAAAGAAAAAGAGAAACCAAUUAAUGUUCUUUUUCAUGGUUAUGGUCAUUAUGACAUCUUGGAGUCUUUCACAGAACAGAGUGUGCAGAAAGCAAGCUUGUAGAUGGAUAUGUUUUAUAGAAUAAAACUCAUCACAUUAUUGUAGAAAGAGUUCACAAUUUAUGUGAUGGAAGUAGUUUGAUCAAUCAGGAACACAUGUCAAGGUAGAUAGACUGAAGGCAGUGAAGGCUAGUCUAGCAUCUGCUGCCUGCGGAUGAGAAGUUAAUUAGCGAGAUCAGUUAUAAGUUUGAAUAAAGCCAGUUCUUCAUAUUCUGGGAUCAAUUUUGUAGGUUAUUGAUUCAUGUUUCAAUCCAUGCACACAUUUAUUCUAAAACUUUUAGCUUUGUGGUGUUGUAGUUGGUUCACACAUUCUACUAAUGGUUAGCAAUGUUUCGUAAUCUCAUAUAGUUCAAUAAUAUGGAAUCCCGUUUUCGACUG
Messenger RNA from Argentina anserina (silverweed cinquefoil), 1546 nucleotides. Its product is annotated as OVARIAN TUMOR DOMAIN-containing deubiquitinating enzyme 4-like. The coding region runs from base 192 to 1172 and encodes 326 amino acids. Gene Ontology annotation, biological process: endoplasmic reticulum unfolded protein response; protein deubiquitination. Gene Ontology annotation, cellular component: nucleus; cytosol. Gene Ontology annotation, molecular function: cysteine-type deubiquitinase activity. The record is from RefSeq and is a predicted model, not a curated record. The transcript is spliced from 5 exons. Lineage: Eukaryota; Viridiplantae; Streptophyta; Magnoliopsida; Rosales; Rosaceae.